This is a messenger RNA of Haemonchus placei, 882 nucleotides long. NCBI's taxonomy places the organism in Eukaryota, Metazoa, Nematoda, Chromadorea, Rhabditida, Trichostrongylidae. The record is from the annotation of a GenBank genome assembly.
UUGCUUGGUUUUCUUUGGUGCAUAGUAUGGCAUUUUACUGUGAACAACUCCCCAGCCAACUCGAAAUGGAUUAGCGAUCAUGAAGUGAAAUAUCUCCAACAUCAUCUGCCGAAAAAGCAUGUCAAAACCGAGAAAAAGGUAAUUCCAUGGCAUGCGAUGGCUCGUUCAGCUCCAUUACUUGUUGUUUUUUAUUCGAGUAUCAUUGGAAAUAUGAUGAUCGCUAUGAUACUCGUCUAUAUCCCCGUCUAUUUCAAAGAUGUUCUGUUGCUCGAAGUGAAACAGAAUGGUCUCUAUACGAUGCUUCCGCAUGUGUUCAACUUGAUAUCAAAACUUGUUUGGGGUUUUCUGAUGGACUAUCUGAAAAGCAAAAAAAUACUCACUGCAACUCAGACUGUAAAGCUGUCACAAGUGCUCUCGAUGAUGACUCUGUGCCUUUGCUUCCUUGGGCUGGCUUACGGCGUAGAUUGCUCUACCCAUGGCUUGGCACUGUUUCUGCUUUGUACAAUUGGAGCAGCCUUCGGCCUAUCCAUCAGUGGAUUCUUGACAAGCCUUUUGUCGUUGUCGCCUAAUUUUAUCGGAGUUCUUACCAGUACUUCCCAAGUGAUCGGUUUUGGUGGCCGUUUGGCUGCUCCCCAGAUUAUCACCUUCUUCAAGACUGUGGGCACAGCUGAGGAAUGGAGAGGAAUCCUGCUAGUAUACUCUGCCAUGACCGUUAUAUCAGCAUUACUGGUGAGUAUCGAUUACCGAUUCGAUCAGCGGAUCUUGAGUCAUUGCACUCCAAUUGCUGCUACUCCUAACCAUCUAGUAAGGAAGCUAAAUAAAUCCAAUGAAGAAGAUCUGUUGUUGUAUACUGCUCUACAGUCUACAUAUUAUAGGUGUUAA